Salpingoeca rosetta is the source of this 1759-nucleotide messenger RNA. RefSeq lists its product as uncharacterized. NCBI's taxonomy places the organism in Eukaryota, Choanoflagellata, Craspedida, Salpingoecidae. Gene Ontology annotation, cellular component: 90S preribosome. The record is from RefSeq and is a predicted model, not a curated record. The coding region runs from base 113 to 1543 and encodes 476 amino acids. The transcript is spliced from 5 exons.
UUCACAUUAACUACACCAAACACCACAAACCGCAGCAGACAUCCACGUGCCCUCAGUCAGAACACACACACACACACCCAGCCAGCCAGCCAGCACCCCAACACACGCGACCAUGUCAAACGAGCUUCUUGUGACGCAGAAGCAGGCAGACCUGGCUGCCCGCGCCUUGCUCCAGGUCAUCUCAAAGAGCCACCAGAGCAACCUCUUGCCAGAAGAACACAUCCUCUUCCUCACAAUCGGGCUCAAGAAGCUGCCCAAAACCAGCAAGCACCCCAAGCACAUUUCCCUCAAGCACAGCCUGGUGGAUUCCGAGACAAGCGAGGUGUGCAUGUUCACAAAGGAUCCACAGGAUGAGAUGGAGCAGCUGGUCCAGAAGGCGAUGCCCAAGCGCAAGAUCACCGUCAUCUCCGUCUCAAAGCUCAGGGAAGAGUAUCAGAGCUACGAGUCCAAGCGCCAUCUCUGCGCAAGCUUUGACAAGUUCCUCUGUGACGAUCGUAUUCUUCCCCUGAUGCCGCGGCUGCUGAGCAAGAAGUUCUACGACGCAAAGAAGUUCCCUGUUCCUGUGUCACUGGCGCGUGCCAAGGCGGCUGGCACCCGCAUCCACGCGGCCCUCCGCUCCACCCCGUUCCAGAUCAACGGCAUCUCCAUUGGCGUGCGCGUGGGCAACACUGGCAUGAGCCCCAAACAGAUUGCGGAGAACGUGGUGGCGGUCCUUGAGCAGGCAGUGCCACUGAUCCCGGGCAAGGCCGCAAACGUGCAGGGCGUGUUUAUCGCGGGCAACAACACGCUGGCGCUGCCGCUGUACCAGAGCGAGCCCACAGCCGCCGACGAGGGCGUGCUGUAUGAUCUGGGCCUUGAGGAGCAGCCCGCGAAGCGCAGCAAGCGCGGUGGCGACAACAAGCAGGGAGGCGCCGCUGCCACCGCUGCUGGUGUUGCUGGUGAGGGUGCCAAGCGCAAGGAGGUGACGAAGAAGGGCAAGAAGGGCAAGAAGGGCAAGAAGGACCAACAAGGACAACAAGGUCAGCAAGGACAACAAGGAGAAGAAGAGCGAGGGGAAGGUGGAGGCAGCUGCCAAGGCAACAAAUGGGAAGAAGAGCCAACAGCAGCAGAAGAAGCAGAAGGAUCAACCACAGAACAAGAAGCAGCAGCAGAAGAAGCAGCAGAAGAAGAACAGCAAGGAGGUGGUGACGACCCAGGGAGCGAGCGAUGCAGAGAAGAAGGAGCAGCCUGUCAAGGGCAAGCAGGGCAAGGCUGCCAAGGCGACAAACGGCGAGAGCGCUGCCAAGCAGCCGGAGAAGAAGAAGGCUGCAGCCAAGAAGUCUGCGGCGUCAGCGCCGGGCAGUGCACUCAAGGCGAAGAAGCAGCAGAAGGCGGGCAAGAAGGAGGCAGCCGCAACAGCACCUGCCACGCCGGCCAAGCUGAACAAGGCAAGCAUGAAGGCCAAGAAGACCCCAAAGAGCGCGGCAAAGGCAAAGGCAAAGAAGACCCCAAAACGCAAGGACUAGCUACACAUGCGUCUGCGAGUGUUUUCAUGUGUGCAUAGUAGUUGUGUGUGCGUAGUUGUGUGUGUAUGUGUGUGUGUGUUGAAGGCUUGUUUUGUUGUCACUGGACAUGUGGUUUGACACAGUUGCAAGUUUGGACGACGGUUGGCGGUGGUGGUGUUGAUGGAACAGGGACAACCCCUCUAUCUCGUGUCUUGCUUCGGCCCGUGCUGCACGUGUUGAUGAAAAUCAUGGAUAAACUUCCACAAAAUUCCAUA